GUUGCAAAGGGAAAAGCCACGCCAUAGUCAGUAUCCAUCCAAUCCAGCAAAAUUGGCGCUGUUUUGGUUUUUGCAAACGGGCAGUGUCGCUCGUAAAUUGUCAUUCACUUGUGAAACUGGUGCAAAAGCUUUGUGAUGGACAGCCUUAAAUCCAUAUCGCAGGCCUGUUUCGUAUCACUGCCACAAAAGCGAAAUUCAUCGGAAACAUCAAAAGUGCUGGAUGUUGGCAUUAGGGACACCUUAUACCGCGAAACGUGGACACGUUUGGAAAAUGAAAUAUUGCAAUGCCAAAAGGAUGCACAAGCAGACGCACUGAAUGCCAUGGUAGACUUCAUUCGAAGGUCAAAUCCGGGACUACGAGACAGGAAUCAAGUGCCCUGCGGAGCUCUCGUAAUGGGGGUGAACAUGUCCGACCACACGGCAGUCUUUGGGCACUUGACAUCCAGGCUGAAGGGUUCGGUCACCAGGAUGGUUUCUUCGCUCCAAGCCAGAGAUUGCAACUCGAUAUCAAGUAUGAUGCAGAAGGUCAUUUCUGACAUCUUGGAGGCUGUCGUGAGUGACGUGGAGAUGAAGAAAAGCAUAUGCACCAUGGCAACACUAUCUGCUUGGCACAAAUCCAUCACGGAAAAGAUGGAGCGGUCCCCUCGGAAAAAAGCGAAACGGUCGUGCACUCUAAACGAUCCCAUGGUGAUAAUAAUUGAAGAAGUCGAGGGAUUUAAGCCGUCUGUUUUGCAAGAUUUUAUUUUGAUUUGCAGCAAUUACAUCAACCAGCUCCCCCUAGUGCUAGUGUUUGGCAUUUCCACCAUGGUCUCUACCAUCCACGGCAUGAUACCCGAACGAGCAUCGUCGUGCCUCUCGAUAGAAACGUUCUCGUCGAUGCCCGUCACGGAAUACCUGAACCGUGUUUUUCAGGAGGUACUGCUGAAUCCGUCAGUGCCAUUCAAGUUCGGCCACCACGUGUUCCAGCUGGUACAGGACAUUGUCCUGUUCCACGAUUUUUCUCUGAUGAACCUCUUGCAGAUACUGAAGAUGUGCCUGUUUGAGCAUUACUACAGUGGGCCCGCUUCUGUCCUCUGCUGUCCCGAAGAUCAACUGGAAGGCGUCGUCCAGACGUUGACUCGCCAACAGAUCUCGCUCAUAAUGAAUCUGCCAUCAGUUGAACGAUGCAUGGAAGACAACAAGUUGUCAACCUCGAAACAAGCGAACCAGAGAAUAUUAAUUGACCUCGUGAAGAUGCUGCAUUCACAUCAUCGAAGCAGCGUCACAAUGUUGAAGGCGCUUCACGAAUUCUCAAAGGACCUCCCAAACUGGCCAUUGGGCCAUCAGUUGAGAGACACGUACCUCCUGUUCCUGCAAACACCCGCUGCCGAAAUGGAAGGUUUCAAAUCCUUAAUAAAACUGACAAGGCUCAUGUCUCGUGACGAGAUCGAAACGCGACUCUGUUCUGCAAUGAAGGUGAUCAAUCGGGAGGAAUCUGUCGUUGACCCCAACAUCGAGGAUCUCGCGAGUGGAAUCGGAUCUAUUUUGGAUAAGCUGCGAGAGAUAACAAAAGAAGAGACUGAAUCGAAGCACGAACAAGAUGGCUUAGAAAGUGUUCCGAUUGACUGGGGAAAUGUCAGAAGUCGUUCCCAGUUCAAAGAGAAACUAAAAAGUCUCACAAAAGCCAAGAAGCAGUCUCCUUUUGAAGCUGUGCGAGAGGAAUUGGCACAAUUUAUUGACAAAACAUUCAGCAUAAUUUCUCCUCCCACCAACCUGGCCUUGCACGAAGCUCUGUACUUUGACGACGCUCUAGUCUUGAAACACUAUUUCUUGCCAUCCCCACGGUCGGUGUUACAUGGAGCCCUCGUGAACCCACAAGCCUACCUCAAGAGCAUGGACGUCCUUCCUGACCUGAGCCUUGCGUACAAAUUGCACUUGGAAGGUGGAAAACUGAUCAACUUGUACGACUGGAUGGAGUCUUUCAGGAGUAUGAAAACAGCACACGACAGCGGAAGAUCUUCGGACAAAGAUAGGUUGGUCGAAGCAGAGUUCUUUCGCGCAGUGACGGAGCUCCAGUUUCUCGGAUACGUAAAAUCCACCAAACGAAAAACGGACCACGUCGCUCGCAUGACUUGGGGUUCUUGUUGAUGAGUAACUCCAGUGUAAAGUGUUCAGACUUCUUUCAAUGUUGUUAUUUGUACCGUAACGUGACGAGGACCGUCGCAAGAAUUUCACGCGCGCGUACAAAAGUGAUGUCUCGGAUUAAAUUAAAUACAAUUUUUAUUAAAA
Ornithodoros turicata is the source of this 2268-nucleotide messenger RNA. RefSeq names its product origin recognition complex subunit 3-like (gene Orc3). Lineage: Eukaryota; Metazoa; Arthropoda; Arachnida; Ixodida; Argasidae. Bases 136 to 2127 code for a protein of 663 amino acids. Gene Ontology annotation, molecular function: DNA replication origin binding. Gene Ontology annotation, biological process: DNA replication initiation; DNA replication. The transcript has 19 exons. Gene Ontology annotation, cellular component: DNA replication preinitiation complex; nuclear pre-replicative complex; nuclear origin of replication recognition complex. The record is from RefSeq and is a predicted model, not a curated record.